AUGCUAAUGCUGGGGCGCUGCCUGCUGCACAUCGUCCCUAACAUGCUGUUGGCCAAGAGAGAGGAGUUGAUCCCCCUCAUAUUGUGUACAGCCUGCCUGCAUCCUGAGCCUAAGGAGAGAGACCAGCUUCUCCACAUACUUUUCAAUUUGAUCAAGAGGCCAGAUGAUGAGCAGAGGCAAAUGAUACUGACGGGCUGUGUGGCAUUUGCACGUCAUGUUGGACCCACACGUGUUGAAGCUGAACUUUUACCACAAUGUUGCUGGGAACCGAUUAAUCACAAAUACCCAGAAAGAAGAUUGCUUGUGGCAGAAUCUUGUGGCACGCUGGCACCUUACCUUCCUAAAGAGAUCAGUAGCUCCUUGGUUCUUUCAAUGUUGCAACAAAUGUUAAUGGAAGAUAAGGCAGAUUUGGGUUUUGAACUGUUGCUGUCAGCCUUGGGUGAUCCCUCAGAAAGAGUCGUUAGUGCCACACAUCAAGUAUUUUUACCAGCCACUGCCGCCUGGACUACAGAACUUGGAAAUUUACAGUCUCACCUUAUACCCACAUUGCUGAAUGAGAUUGAAAAACUUCUCAGGGAAGGCGAGCACAGGCUGGAUGAACAUAAGCUCCACAUGUGUCUGUCUGCCUUGCAGUCCUUGAUCCCAUCUCUCUUUGCGUUAGUGCUACAGAAUGCACCCUUCUCCAGCAAAGCCAAGCUUCAUGGUGACAUGCCACAGAUAGAAGUGACUGGGUUCCCUCGGCCUGUGUCACCUCUUCAAGAUGUAUCUACUAUUAUUGGAAGUCGUGAGCAACUGGCAUUGCUACUACAGCUUUAUGACUGCCAGCUGGAACACGAGGGUACAACCGGCUGGGAGAGUUUACUGUGGGUUGUCAGUCAGCUGUUACCACAGCUUAUAGAAAUAGUUGGCAAAUUUAAUGUCACUUCAACUGCCUGUGUCCAUGAAUUCUCCAGAUUUUUCUGGCGCCUUUGCUGGACAUUUGGCCAAAUUUUUACAAACACUAAGAUUCCUCAGCAGGAAAUGGGGUCCUCACUAAAGCUAAUGUCCCCAUUUAUGCAACAGGAGUCCUUACGUGUUAUAGUCAGGAAGAAGACUGAAAGCUGUUGA
Messenger RNA from Rangifer tarandus platyrhynchus (Svalbard reindeer), 1107 nucleotides. NCBI's taxonomy places the organism in Eukaryota, Metazoa, Chordata, Mammalia, Artiodactyla, Cervidae. The record is from the annotation of a GenBank genome assembly.